Messenger RNA from Annulohypoxylon maeteangense, 2550 nucleotides. RefSeq lists its product as uncharacterized. The transcript is spliced from 2 exons. The record is from RefSeq and is a predicted model, not a curated record. Gene Ontology annotation, biological process: transmembrane transport. The coding region runs from base 245 to 2482 and encodes 745 amino acids. NCBI's taxonomy places the organism in Eukaryota, Fungi, Ascomycota, Sordariomycetes, Xylariales, Hypoxylaceae.
CUUUAAGGGGCAAAUUCUCAAAAAAUUUGAAGCUAAGUCAAUAAUGAAACACCAUCUUCAAUGCAGCUCAGCUGCCUCAAUUGAAAAUGAUGAUUUUCGAUGAACUCAUGUUUUACUUCCAAGGUCUUAACUUACGAUGAGAAGAGAGAUUUAGUCAUUCCGUUAUGUGUGGUGUAAGACGGAAAGGCUUUCUCGAAUCCUGAUAUUUACCACACCAAGUAUUCGAAGCGCAUCCAAAGGCGCGAUGCUGCGCUUUGGCUUGUUUCAACUGCUGGCCACUUGCGCGUCGGCAGCUUACGUUCAAUGGAAGCAUUGCGAUGGCUACCAAUCCAAACCGGAUGGCUUCAUACCAGAGUCUCUGUCGGCUGAACUGGUCCAUCUAAACGACACCCAUGAUUGGCUUUCUCUUAAAGUUGGUGGUAGAAUUGGAGGUAGUGAAUGCGAUCGGUGGGCGACCGAGGUAUCAACGUUGAGAGUCGAAAUUGAUUCAUUAGGCCAACCAUCUUCCUACACUUCCAGCAUCAACGCGACAUGUCGGCUAGGAAGAAAUAGUUCCUUUCUAUAUCUUACACCAACCGAUGAUCUGGACCUUCCCACGUUCUUCUCUCUUUCUACCUUUCACACCACUAUUCAUCUAGUUAGUCCCGACGCCAAAGAGAAAAGUUGUUUAGAGUCCAAUAUCACUCCCGCGAUCAGCUCUAACAUACAGGCGACUUUAAGAUAUGCGCCAUUUAGCAUUCUUCUCUUUGUCCUGCUCGUAGGCAUCGCGCAGUCCGUUACCAGCAGCAACUCCAAGUUGGAGGAUGAAUCCCCACCACCGGCCCUACUUCCCGGCUUCGCUGAUUGCCUUCAGUAUUUGCAAUUCGUAUUUUUUACGGGAAGCCUGAGCCUGUUCUACCCAGGCUUCUACCAGCCCGCAGUAAGCGGUUUGGGCUGGUUAUCACUCUUCUCCGAUGGGAUAAUCACCCACGGGUACACCUACCCAGGCGUCAAUGACGGACUCUACGAAAUCAAUGGGACCUUCGGCGGGACUUAUGGUUUGGAAAUAAUGACGCAGAUUAUAGGUGCUCCAACGAUCAUGGAUACGUGGUUAAACAUGGUUAUCCUCAUCGCGGCCAUAACAACUCUAUCGGCUUUAUGUUUGGGGGUAUACUCGUAUUGGCACCGACCCGUUCAUUCAGGUUCAAACUCGGAUAGCGACCUCCGCCUCACCAUGAACCGGACACUCCGUGUUGUCUUGUCUUAUUUCAUGCUGCCGCUCAUUGCACUCUCAUUCUACCAACUUGAUAACGUGGCCUGGUUACCCCUAUACCACAUCUCGCUCGCUAUUUUUGUUAUCGCCGCGAUUUUAGCCGCGUUCAUCUGGCUGCUUACGGCGAUACCGACGCGGAGUUUAGGCAUCUUUAUCUUUGACAAUCGUCGGCGAUAUCGUCAAGUAUCCCCGGAGUCAGGGACUCGGCACCACACCUUCGUUCUCGCGCUUUUUAUCCUGUGUUUCAUCCGAGGCGUGGCGAUCGGCGGACUUCAAAUCUCGGGACGAGCACAAUUAGCGGUACUAGGGACCUGCGAAUUAAUACUGCUAGUUUGUAUAGUGCAAUUCCAGGCUUACAGCAUGCUCUCCAUAGGCACUAUUUCAGCCGUCGUGCGAUUGGGGAGUUUGAUAUGUAUGGUGGCAUUUGUACCCAGCGUCGCAUCAUAUAGCGCUAGGAGCGCUAUUGGGUACUUCGUCUUGGUGCUUCACGCGUCCAUGCUCUUGCUUGGGUUCUUCGUUCCAGCGUUAGUACAACUCGCAAAACUAUGCGCUAUCUGGUGGAUUGCACCUGGUCCUGAUGUCUAUAGCCUCCGCCAGCUUCGUAAGCGGCAAGCCUCGAGGAAUCAUUUGCCAGAGCGUGCUCAUUCUUCUCAUACCUCUAUCGAUUCGAAUGUUGACCUGGGGCUUCCUGCCCAUGUGGAACCAACACACGGUCGCUCGGUCAGUGCCAGCAUGCUCCGCGCCGAUUCACCAUCAAUCUCAAGCCGCGACUAUUAUCGACCGCCGAGACAUUCACGAUUAUCGCCAUCUCCUUCAAUGGAUCACCAUCAUUGGAAAAUUGGUGCCCACGAAAUAGUAGUGUCGCGUGAUCCAUCAACGGAUGAUGACUCAGGUGGACGCUCAUCAGAUGAAACUGUCUCUUCGGAUUCAGUCCAAUCAACCGCGAUGUCUCCGGAGACGCUCACCAGCACGACCGAGACGGUGUCACUGCAUCCGCGAUGGGCAGACUACUCAUUCCGAGAGUCGGAUCUCUUUUAUGGGGUUUCAAGGCCACCAUCGGUGGAAACACCGUCGGAAUCAACCGGGACACCCGUACCAUCAACAUCGCAACGUCAGACGUCCUCUUCAUCUGCACUCAACAUAUGGCGUAAAAUUUCCGGGCAACAGGCGACGGAACAAGGUUUCUCGGUCGUUCGGCCGCCUAGACCCUCAAAUUCUCCUCCUAUAUAGAAUCAGUACCUAAUAGAUAAUUCCAUUUUGUGUUAUUUACAACUUCGCGUUGAAUUUGAAUGUGUUCG